AUGAGGAUAUACUCUAGCCUGUGGAAUGCAGACGACUGGGCAACUAGAGGCGGGCUUGUGAAAACAGACUGGAGUCCGGCUCCAUUUCCUGCCUCCUACAAGAAUUUCAAUGCAAAUGCCUGUAUUUGGUCCUCGGGGUCGUCUUCUUGCAGUUCCAACUCUCCACCUCCAACAUCCACCCCUGCAUGGCUAAAUAAAAAAUUGGAUACCACAGGCCAAGAAAGACUGAAAUGGGUGCAGAAGAAUUAUAUGAUCUACAAUUACUGUAAGGAUGCAAAACGCUUCCCACAAGGCUUCCCUCUAGAGUGUACAUAA
This is a messenger RNA of Fraxinus pennsylvanica, 315 nucleotides long. The record is from the annotation of a GenBank genome assembly. Lineage: Eukaryota; Viridiplantae; Streptophyta; Magnoliopsida; Lamiales; Oleaceae.